GGUAGUCUGGACGGCACGAUCACUAAUUUAGGCGCAUAUGAUCAGUGCCUGUCCAUCGAGUCCGACUCCAACCUAGCCGUGCCAUUCAUUGGUCAGUACUGUGUUGUCAAAUACCAGAUCGCUUUGCCACCCAAACCCAAACGUAUGACACUUCGUACACCAGUGUUUAACUUUACGGGUACACCAGUCUCGGGAACGUUUCUGGAAGAGUUCUCUCUAUCGGCACACGCUUUCUAUGAAAGGUAUGGUCGCACCGGUAUAUGCAUACCAUCGCUGUGUAGCAAAAAUGACUUCCACUCGUUUCUCAAGAGAUUUAUAUCUGAGAGCCACAUGAAUCUGACUAUCAAUGACUGUCACACGAAAGUACUGCCAAAAUUCAAUUCAUUACAACUCGCUAUUAUUGUCAUCUUCGGUGUCGUCUUAUCUCUCAUGAUAUUAGCGACGAGUGUCGACCUAAUCAUUGUCUACACAAAUGACUUGAAUUACAUUCCGUUCAUUAGUUUCGAGACC
Messenger RNA from Oppiella nova, 510 nucleotides. Lineage: Eukaryota; Metazoa; Arthropoda; Arachnida; Sarcoptiformes; Oppiidae. The record is from the annotation of a GenBank genome assembly.